AUGGAAGAUUCACGUGGAAGUGGUCGACGAACUUGGCAAGACUAUGCCAUACAACGAAGACAAAAUAUGAGUGAAGAACAGAGGCAGCAACACCUUGCCAGAAGGCGUGCCAGUUACCGAGAGAGUAUUAGACGAGGAAAACAAAUCGAUACAUCAAGUGGACCAACUAACAUGGCAACACCAUUACAAGAUAUCACAAAUAUAUCUCCUCAACAAUACUCUAUAUCAGAUACUCACAAUAACACCGGAGCCGGUUCAAGUAAUAUACCAAACGAUCCAAAUAUGGAAAUUAGACAAAAUGUUCGAGCAUCCCAUAAUUGUGCUCGAAAUUUUCAAGAGGAUGGAACAAUAAUUCGAACUCCACUACCAGUCCCAAGGACAUGUCAUUACUGUAGCGCACGUCUAUUUCACCAUGAGACGUUCGAGAUGUGCUGUAAUGGGGGAAAAGUCUCUCUUCCCCGAGUAAAUGCUCCUCAGGAAUUGCUUGAAAUCUUCUUGGACCCCUCUGCAGAAGGAAACCAUUUUAGAAAACAUAUUCGUGGAUACAAUCAUGUAUUUUCCUUCACUUCGUGUGGUGUACACAUAGACGAACAACUGGCUAUAACAGGUCGUGGUAUAUAUACAUUUCGUCUUGCACAACGGUCAGAUGUACAUGAGUGUAGUUUGGUCAUUAGAGAGCGACCUGCUAAUCAGCCACAAUAUAGUCUUUCAACUGCGUCGCAGGUAGCAGCCAUAAUUGUUGGUGAUGACGUUGAAACAAUGAUUCGUGGGCGAGAUAUUAAGGUGCAAACUCAUGCUGGUAGCCUACGAAGGAUUCAGGAAUUCAUCCGCCCCGAUGAUCAUUCCACCGUAUUGCAAGCAGGACGACUACUACAACAAUAUGUUGUUGAUAACUAUGUGAAAAUUGAAACCGGAAAGUUAAGAUGGGUUCGAAAUAGACAGAAGAAAUUACGGACUGAAUUAUACCAAGGUUUACAAGAUGCUUUGCACACAGGAGAAACUAAUGCAGAAAAUGUUGGAAGAAAAAGAACAAUAUUACCAUCGUCGUUCAUUGGUAGCCGUCGCGACAUGACCCAACGAUAUGAAGAUGGAAUGGCGAUUGUUCUUAAAGAGGGAAAGCUAGAUAUUUUUCUCACAAUGACAUGCAAUCCAUCUUGGACUGAAAUAACUUCAUAA
This is a messenger RNA of Arachis stenosperma, 1176 nucleotides long. RefSeq lists its product as uncharacterized. The record is from RefSeq and is a predicted model, not a curated record. Lineage: Eukaryota; Viridiplantae; Streptophyta; Magnoliopsida; Fabales; Fabaceae. The transcript has 6 exons. Bases 1 to 1176 code for a protein of 391 amino acids.